Messenger RNA from Oncorhynchus mykiss (rainbow trout), 4349 nucleotides. Lineage: Eukaryota; Metazoa; Chordata; Actinopteri; Salmoniformes; Salmonidae. The record is from RefSeq and is a predicted model, not a curated record.
UUUUCGCGCGAAAGGUAGAAAGUGCAGCCAAGUAAUCCUUUGUACUAGACAACUUUUUUUUUUUUUAGCUAGCUACGUGUAAAAGAUAACUAGCUAUAUUACUACGCUACAGCGCAUCUUCGUUUAUAUUAAACUGCUUGAAAUUUGAUCAACUUGCCCGUUCGACUUUUAUCAGACGAGUGGCUGUCUCUUUUCUGUCUGUAAUUAUGGUCCGCUACUUUACAAGACUGAGAGUGAGACGUAUCUACAAAUGGGGCGGAAGACCUUAUAUCUUCGACAGAAAAUUAAAGAGUUAUGGCUUUGAGUACUUGAACAUGAGCGUGGAGGGUCAGGAGGCAGUCACCACUGUAACACCUGGCCAGUACAUCCUCAUUGAGGGAAAUGAUGAUGAAUACCCCUUUGUUGCCAAGCUUCUCAAGUUAUUUGGCGAUGAGUCCCACAAGCAGAAGAAGGCGCUGGUGCAGUGGUUCUUGCGCUUGUCUGAGGUGCCCCAAAAUAAGAAGUUGUUGCUGGGCAGGAGCCCCCAUCCCCAGGAGAUCUUCUACUACCUGGGACGUGCCUGUGACGAUGAGAUCAACGCAGAAUCCAUCCUUGGCACUGUACAUGUCCAGCACGUCCCUGAAGAUACUCCUUUUCCAGAGCCUGGAACCAAGGACACCCUCUAUGUAAAGCUGUCCUGGGACACCAAGGCCUUCAAUGUUUUAGACCCUGUCCUGAUGCAGGAUACCUCUGCCUCAACCCCCCCCAAACCUGCUCUCCCUCUGUUUACCCCCUGUGCUUCCCCCACGGCAACCCCUGUGUCUCGGGGCCCGGUGCAUCAUGCCCUGCCCACCCCAGACCCCACAGUGAUGAGGAGAGCAGGGUCUGUGUCUGACACUAGAGCCACCAUGAGCGCCGGGAAGAGGAGUACCCUUGAGGCAGAGUCGAUCCACUCUGCCUCCAAGCUCUCUGCCUCUAAAAUCCUGAGCGCCAAGAGGAGGGGCAGCGCUGCAGACACACCGGGUGUACGCAAGAAACUACAGCUCAGCAUCGGGGCUAGUCCAGGGAAGAAAAUGACCAGAGCAGAUGUCCUCUGUGAGCUCUUGGAUGAAGAGAUGGAGUCAGAGAAAGUUGUAUCCCUCAAACUGAGCUCCUCGGUUUCACACUCCCUCCAGCAUGGCUGCAGCCUCUCUCCCAUGAGAAGUGGCUGCAAGACCCCUAACGGCCAGAGGAGGUUCCCCUGGAAGCUCACCUCGAUCAGCCUGGACAGACUGUCUCCUACUGCCCUGGGAGAACAGGACUUUUCCAGUGACCUGUUGCUGGCAGUGAUUCCCCUGGCCCUAGAGGAUGAGGUAUUUGAGGCAGGGUUACCUACAGACGCUGGCUCUGCCAACACCCCCAAGAAGAGACAGGCCACCCCCAGGAGGAACUAUGUUAGGGGACAGAAACCUACCACCCCCUCCAGGAGGAAAGAGUCUGCCAUGGCCAUUAGAGAGCCUGCUCUGGGGGUGCUGGCGGAGGAGGACUCUGAGGACUCUCCCAUGCAGCCGAUUGCCUUGACUCCUCGCUCCAAGAGGAAGUCAGCCCAGCUGGUGUCGUUACGCAUCAGGAAGCAGUUGAAUCUGUUGGACAAUACCCAAGAGCUGAUCUCCGAUGGCGAUGAUGACUGUUUCGUUCCCUCCAAGAAGGAACUACAGAGCAGCAGCGAUGAAGAGAAGACCGAUAGUGAGGAAGAGACCGUGGCGAGGAAGACCAGAGGAAGAAAUUGCAAGACCUCCGUCAGGACCACACACAAAACGCCCAGCAAGAAGAAGGAACUACAGAGCAGCAGCAAUGAAGAGAAGACCGAUAGUGAGGAAGAGACCGUGGCGAGGAAGACCAGAGGAAGAAAUUGCAAGACCUCCGUCAGGACCCCACACAAAACGCCCAGCAAGAAGAAGGAACUACAGAGCAGCAGCAAUGAAGAGAAGACCGAUAGUGAGGAAGAGACCGAUAGUGAGGAAGAGACCGUGGCGAGGAAGACCAGAGGAAGAAAUUGCAAGACCUCCGUCAGGACCACACACAAAACGCCCAGCAAGAAGAAGGAACUACAGAGCAGCAGCAAUGAAGAGAAGACCGAUAGUGAGGAAGAGACCGUGGCGAGGAAGACCAGAGGAAGAAAUUGCAAGACCUCCGUCAGGACCACACACAAAACGCCCAGCAAGAAGAAGGAACUACAGAGCAGCAGCAAUGAAGAGAAGACCGAUAGUGAGGAAGAGACCGAUAGUGAGGAAGAGACCGAUAGUGAGGAAGAGACCGUGGCGAGGAAGACCAGAGGAAGAAAUUGCAAGACCUCCGUCAGGACCCCACACAAAACGCCCAGCAAGAAGAAGGAACUACAGAGCAGCAGCAAUGAAGAGAAGACCGAUAGUGAGGAAGAGACCGAUAGUGAGGAAGAGACCGUGGUGAAGAAGACCAGAGGAAGAAAUUGCAAGACCUCCGUCAGGACCCCACACAAAACGCCCAGCAAGAAGGUCACCCCAAGUACCCCCCGUUGUGCCACUCCCUGUAUUCCCAGCCGGACUGUUCCAGCCAGGCAGCCUGGGAACAUCCUGGAGGAGGCCAGGGCUAGGCUGCAUGUGUCGUCAGUACCAGAAUCUCUUCCCUGUAGGGAGCAGGAGUUCCAGGAUAUCUAUAAUUUUGUGGAGAGCAAGGUUAUGGAUGGGACCGGAGGGUGUAUGUACAUCUCUGGGGUUCCGGGAACUGGGAAAACCGCCACCAUCCACGAGGUUAUCCGGUGUCUACAGCACGCCUCUGAUAUGGAUGAAAUCCCCACGUUCCGAUUCAUCGAGAUCAACGGCAUGAAAAUGACCGACCCUCACCAAGCCUACGUCCAGAUUCUACAGAAACUGACGGACCAGAAGGUGACCGCUGACCACGCCGCAGCCCUAUUGGAGAAAAGGUUCAGUAACCCCGCCCCCAAGAAGGAGACCACCGUGCUACUGGUGGACGAGCUGGACCUUCUGUGGACCAGGAAGCAGAAUGUCAUGUACAACCUGUUUGAUUGGCCGACAAGGCGCCACGCCCGCCUGGUGGUGCUGACCAUCGCCAACACCAUGGACCUUCCUGAGCGGAUCAUGAUCAACAGGGUGGCCAGCAGACUGGGCCUGACCAGGAUGUCGUUCCAGCCGUACAGCUUCAAGCAGCUGCAGCAGAUCAUCACGUCCAGACUGAACAAGGUCAAGGCCUUCGAGGAGGACGCUUUGCAGCUGGUCUCCAGAAAGGUGGCAGCGUUGUCAGGAGACGCCCGGCGCUGUCUGGACAUCUGUCGCCGCGCCACUGAGAUUUGCGAACACUCCGCCUCGCACCCGUCCUCCGCGGGAUUGGUGAAAAUGAGUCAUGUGAUGGAGGCGCUGGAUGAGAUGUUCUCCUCCUCCUACAUCACGGCCAUUAGGUGUGCAUCGUUGCAGGAACAGCUCUUCCUGAGGGCGGUCAUUGCUGAGUUCAGGCGACUGGGACUGGAGGAGGCCACCUUCCAACAGGUGUUUGUGCAGCACCGGACUCUGAGUCGUGUGGAGGGCCUGCAGCCCAUCAGUUUGUCCGAGGGUCUGGCCGUGUGUCAGCGUCUGGGUGCGUGUCGUCUGCUGCUGCUGGAGGCCAGCCGUCUAGACAUGCUACAGCGGGUCAGACUCAACGUCAGCCAGGAUGAUGUGCUCUACGCACUCAAACCUGUCAGAGACUGAGGACCACCGGAGGUCCUAAGGUACAGGGGGGAGGAUGAAGGUCUUUUUGGGGCCUAGAAGGGAACCUGCUCCAUCACUACCAGUCAACUUGGUCAGUUUGAUAACUACAACUCCUCAGGACCACCGUUGGACCACACAGUCCCACGCCUCAACCACAGCCAAUACUACUGUACCACUCAGGACCGGGAAUCUGUCCACGGUGGGGCUUUUUAGAGGCUCAGUUUGGUUUGAUGCCGUCUUCUGAGAGGUUUUAGGAAAUCUUCUGUUUUAGUGUUCUUUUACAAAUGCUUUUCAAUGUCAUUGUUGUCAGCACAUCAUUUUUGGAAGCUCUUGAUGGGGAAACUGCAGUGCAUUUGACCACUUUAUGGAGUUCUGUCAUAAUUCAAGAACACAAAUCAUGAUUUCUAUUAUAUUGGUUUUACGCUUGUUUACUGAAAAUUGCCCUUGUUACAAAAGGAUAUUUAGAUCUGGUUGUAACUCAUUGUGUUGAUGGGAGAAGAGCCAACUUCCCAUCACAGUUAGCAAUUUGACUUUCCUCUUUAUCUGUAUUCAAGCAUUUUAAUGUUUCUCUUGUUGGUUUUAGGAUGUUCUUCAUUAUUGUUGUGUGAAUAUUGUAUCUACAAAAGUAAUAAAGAUAUUUAAUAACAA